Molecule: messenger RNA, 435 nt
Organism: Coprinopsis cinerea okayama7#130
Lineage: Eukaryota; Fungi; Basidiomycota; Agaricomycetes; Agaricales; Psathyrellaceae
Exons: 5
Coding region: 1-435 (144 amino acids)
Biological process (GO): regulation of actin filament polymerization
Cellular component (GO): site of polarized growth; plasma membrane; actin filament
Molecular function (GO): actin filament binding
Source: RefSeq, a predicted model, not a curated record
AUGGCUGACGUCUCGGACCCUAGCAUCGCCGAAGCCUACCUGGACGUGCGGAACGACAAGUCCGAGACCAACUGGCUGUUGCUCGACUACGAAUCAGACAGAUCCGACAAGCUCAAGCUUACCCAGACGGGCACUGGCGGUCUCAAGGAACUCCAAGAACACCUCGACGAUGGAAAAGCCUCCUUCGCCUAUGUUCGCGUCACGUUCUCAAACGAUGAACAGUCCACCCGGGAGAAGUUUGCGCUCGUUGUCUGGAUAGGACCUGACUGCAAAGUGAUGAGGAGGGCAAAGGUCUCCGUUCAUACCGCCGAUGUGAAGAACGUCCUGCGGGUAUACUCGAUCGAAGUGGCGGCGCGAGAGAAGGACGAUCUCAGGGAGGAGCCAAUCAUUUUGAGAAUGAGAAAGGCUGGAGGCGCGAGCUACGAUGGUAUUUGA